Akanthomyces muscarius is the source of this 1665-nucleotide messenger RNA. RefSeq lists its product as uncharacterized. Gene Ontology annotation, molecular function: DNA binding; zinc ion binding; DNA-binding transcription factor activity, RNA polymerase II-specific. Lineage: Eukaryota; Fungi; Ascomycota; Sordariomycetes; Hypocreales; Cordycipitaceae. Gene Ontology annotation, biological process: regulation of DNA-templated transcription; response to xenobiotic stimulus; DNA-templated transcription. The transcript has a single exon. Bases 1 to 1665 code for a protein of 554 amino acids. The record is from RefSeq and is a predicted model, not a curated record.
AUGACAUCGGUGCAAGGGCGGAAGCGGUCGCGACUUGCCUGCCAAACAUGCCGUGACCUGAAGCGCAAGUGUGACGGCGCCGAGCCAUGCGGCACAUGCGUGCGUUUUGAGUACCAGUGCCGGUACUCAGCUGGCAGCAGGAUGCGCAACAAGACGGAUCACUCGAAUCAUGCACCGCAGCGUAAUACCAGUCUGCUGCCGCCGAUACAGCAAUCGCCUGUGGAAACUACCACACCUGCCUCCUCUAUCGUUCAUCAUCAGGCGCGGUCGCUUGAGGCCAAUUCCGGGCCAGCCUUUGUGCGCCACCUCGGCCUCAAGUCAGAGUCCAAAGGGAACCCGCGCGUGCAGACUUUUGCUUGGAAUGCGUUCCUCGGAUCCCGACAGACUGUGCAAAGCCCUAUGGCACGUCCCGUGACUGAGCUCUUGUCCCAGCAGCGCAUGUCGUACCUUGCACGCGUCUACUUCCAGAAACUUCAUCCCACCUACAGCUUCAUCGAUGCUGAUGAGCUGGAGCAGCACACUCGACUACGGUGGGCAAAAUCCAGCAUGCCAGAGCCCAUCGACGCCGUUCUGUGUGGUGUCGCCGCCCUUGGGUGUCUCUUUUCGCAAGUCCAUGUGGACAGGACAGAACCAGAGCUUGUCGAGUCAGCAAAGCGCAUGCUCGAGGAGGCGUUCUCUGAACCGCCCUCUGUCUCCAGUAUAAGCGCUUGGCUACUGCGGGUCAUCUAUCUCCGACUUGCUGGAACACAUUACCCCGCGUGGAUAGCAAGCUGCACGGUGCUGCAUAUGCUUGAGGCCGCAGGCAUGACGACGGAAGACCCUGACCAAGCAGCCCUGCGUCCUGAUACGCAGGACUCAGGCAAUGUCGAGAUUAACAGGAGAUUGCUGGCUGUCUCACAGCACCUCAACACCUGGAUGUCCUACGAUAUGGGUCUGAGCCGCGUGCCUCUCUCAGGCGUAACAUGCGCGCUACCGUCAAAACGACCAGGCGAGUUCACGACGGAGCUGAUGGAGCUUCUCCCAUUUACUAUACAGCUAGACCCAGAAAGAACGCAAGCAGCUUCCGAGCUAGAAUCCGCGCUGCAGAUUGUCCUUGACCGAGUUCACACCCGCCCGCCAACGGUCCUGGGGCAAUGCAACCUCGCUCUCUGUCUCUGUCGCCGUCUGCGCUCCAUGGAGUUCUCGUUACCCGACACCACCAUACAGCGAAUCUUGGUUCUGACAGCGAAAGGCAUUCAAGCUGCGCGUGAAAUACUCGUCGACCGCGCCCCGUGGCACCACAUGGCAUAUGUGCCGUUCCAGAUUGUAUGUGUCCUGCUAGCAAUCGAUACCGUUUCAUCCAUCUCCCAGCUGGGCGAUGCGAUGCAGUGUCUCAAAGACGUUGCUGCCGUAUACAAUACGCACGCAACGCGCGAAGCGAUGCGCACAGCGCGGUCGCUCAUCAUGUUGCACCAGCGGGGCAAAGAACUGCUAGCUGCUACACUGAGCGACAUUGUCAAAGUGUACGACGUGAAUGCUCAGGAGCAUGUGGCGAAUACCGAGCCAGCACUGCCCGAUGAUUUCGCGUGGCUAAACGGUUUGCCUGAGGAUAUUUCUAAUAUUCAGGACCUCAAUUUGGAGCAGCUUCUUAGCCCGGAAUUUUUCUGGAAUGCAAGUAGCAGUUGA